GCCCCCGCGGUCCUCCGUGCCGCCUCGCCGGGCCGGCUUUCUUCCCCUCCCGGAACCGCGCGUGAGGACGGCUGAGGCCGCAGGAGUGGUUUGGAAGAACAAUGAAUGUAAGUCUUUGACAUCAUGAUGUCCAUCCGGCAAAGAAAAGAAAUAAAAACCACAGAAGUUUCUGAGGAUUUUCCAGCACAGGGAGAAAAUGUGAAGUUGGGAGAUAAGUUGCCAUCUGGUUAUACCAGCAGAAGAUUAUGGAAGAUUCUGUCUUUCACUAUUGGUGGAGCUAUUGCCCUUUGCAUUGGACUUCUUACAUCUGUCUACUUCGCCACUUUACAUGAAAAUGAUUUAUGGUUUUCUAAUAUUAAGGAAGUGGAGCGAGAAAUCUCAUUUAGAACAGAAUGUGGACUGUAUUACUCCUACUACAAGCAAAUGCUGCAGGCUCCAACCCUCAUGCAAGGUUUUCAUGGCUUAAUAUAUGAUAAUAAAACUGAGUCUAUGCGGACAAUUAACCUCCUUCAACGAAUGAAUAUUUACCAAGAGGUCUUUCUCAGUAUUUUAUAUAGAGUUCUACCUAUACAGAAAUAUUUAGAGCCAGUUUAUUUUUAUAUUUACACCUUAUUUGGGCUUCAAGCAGUCUAUGUCACAGCUCUUUAUAUAACCAGCUGGCUCCUUAGUGGUACAUGGCUAUCAGGACUAUUAGCAGCUUUCUGGUAUGUCACAAAUAGAAUAGAUACCACAAGAGUUGAGUUUACCAUCCCACUGAGGGAGAACUGGGCGCUGCCAUUCUUUGCAAUUCAGAUAGCAGCAAUUACAUAUUUCCUGAGACCAAACUUACAGCCUCUUUGUGAAAGGCUGACACUUCUUGCCAUUUUCAUAUCAACUUUUCUCUUUAGUCUGACAUGGCAAUUUAAUCAAUUUAUGAUGCUGAUGCAAGCAUUAGUGCUGUUCAUACUGGACUCCUUGGACAUGCUGCCGGCAGUGAAGGCGACAUGGCUAUAUGGUAUACAGAUAACAGGUUUACUCCUGGUCUGCAUUCUUCAGUUUUUUAAUUCCAUGAUUCUUGGAUCAUUGCUUAUCAGUUUUAACCUUUCAGUGUUAAUUGCAAGAAAACUUCAGAAAAAUCUGAAAACUGGAAGCUUCCUUAAUAGACUUGGGAAACUUUUGUUACAUUUAUUUGUGGUUUUAUGUUUGACACUUUUUUUCAACAACAUUAUUAAGAAAAUUCUUAACCUGAAGUCAGAUGAACACAUAUUUAAAUUUCUGAAGGCAAAGUUUGGGUUUGGAGCAACAAGGGAUUUUGAUGCAAAUCUGUAUCUGUGUGAAGAAGCUUUUGGCCUCCUGCCUUUUAAUACAUUUGAAAGGCUUUCAGAUACUCUGCUUUUUUAUGCUUACAUAUUUGUUCUCUCCAUCACAGUGAUUGCAGCAUUAGUUGUUGCCUUUCAUAAUCUCAGUGAUUCUACAAAUCCCAGGAGUAAAAUGGGAAACUGCACAGUUGACCUGAAACCAGAAACUGCCUACAACUUAAUACAUACCAUUCUGUUUGGAUUCUUGGCAUUGAGUACAAUGAGAAUGAAAUACCUCUGGACAUCACACAUGUGUGUGUUUGCAUCAUUUGGCUUAUGUAGCCCAGAAAUAUGGGAGUUACUUCUGAAGUUGGUCCAUCUUUAUAACCCAAAGAGGAUAUGUAUAAUGCGAUAUUCAGUACCGAUAUUAAUACUGCUGUAUCUAUGCUAUAAGUUCUGGCCAGGAAUGAUGGAUGAACUCUCCGAGUUGAGAGAAUUCUAUGAUCCAGAUACAGUGGAGCUGAUGAACUGGAUUAACUCUAACACUCCGAUAAAGGCUGUGUUUGCUGGAAGCAUGCAGUUGCUGGCCGGAGUCAAACUAUGCACGGGAAGGACUUUAACCAACCACCCGCACUACGAAGACAGCAGCCUAAGAGAGCGAACCAAAGCGGUUUAUCAGAUAUAUGCAAAGAGGUCUCCAGAGGAAGUGCAUGCCCUCCUAAGGUCCUUUGGCACCGACUAUGUAAUCGUGGAAGACAGCAUCUGCUAUGAGCGAAGGCACCACCGGGGCUGCCGGCUUCGGGACCUGCUGGACAUCGCCAAUGGACACAUGAUGGAUGGCCCAGGAGAGAAUGAUCCUGAUUUGAAACCUGCAGACCACCCUCGCUUCUGUGAAGAGAUAAAAAGAAACCUGCCUGGCUUUAUGGCACACUUCACUAGAGUAUUUCAGAACAAAACAUUCCAUGUUUACAAGCUAACCAGAAACAAGUAACAAAAUUUCUGUCCAAUCUCUAUUUUUGAUACAGUGAAAGUGUUUCCUAACAAAACGAUAGAUCACAUUUCUUAUGUAAGUAGGUAGCCUGUACCUUAAAGCUGUGAUAAGAGUAAGCUCUACAGAUGUUUACACAAGUGUUACCAUCUUUGAAAGUAUCUUCUACAAGUUUGUCUUUUUGUCUUGUCUCUAUCUUCUCCACUAAUGUUCUUUAGCCUAAACGUUCAUAGCUUCCUAAGAGUGACCUAGUUUUGUUAUUGGAAAGAACAAUGUGUGUUCUAUUCAUAGCUUGGACAGCACAUAUCAUGUCAGAAAAUAAGAACCUGUUAAUUUUCAGGCUUAAGACAGCUGUGGUUGAAUUGAAUUGAGAGGAUGCAUAAUUAGAUUAUUUAAUAUUAUUUCAAUAAUGAAGACCAAUUGAUGGCUUUUUAAAAAGCUUUUUAUUGUCCUGUUUCACCUUAAACUUAUGUUUUCCAAUAGUCAUGCUUUUAACAUUAACCAAAAAAUCAUGUCAGGUUCUUGUAUGUAUAUUCAACAUUUUGUUGCAUUCUGUCUUAAAUAGAAUGUGUAGCACUUCAGUAGUAUGCAUCAUAUAUUGAGAGAAAAAGUGUGUGUGUGUUUUAUUGUUGGACACAGAAAAGUGUUACAAGUUCCAUAUUGUAAAUCCUUAAAGUAGCAGAAAUGUAUGUAGCCAAGUAGAAUUUGUUACUGUUCACUGUUAUUAUUUUAAAACCUACUGACACUGUUUAUCCUCUGCUACAAGUAAAAUAGUUCUGCUUUAUUACUCAUUUCAAUUUACUGGGUUUGCAAAAUUUUGUAAACUUUUUGUGUUUUUAUCCUUUGUAUUUUUUACAGCCUAGAACCUUGCAAAGUCUGAAUAUUUUUUAAAUGUUGUAUCUUAACUAGUUCACUAAUACAAUAUUUUUGGCAGACAGCAUUUUCAUACCAAGUUUGACUUGUGGUCUCCAAUCUUACUGUAGGGGCCCUGGUAGUGUUAUUCUUUUCCUUACUAAAAGGUAACCAAGUGCCUCUAAAUCAUGAUUAUUUGUAAACAACAAAGAGGAUUAUAUGUACCUGCUCAAAAUUUUUUGAUAAUUGCUUUUAUAAUUAAUUUCUAAUAAUAGGGACAUAUAACAGUUGCUGAUAAAAGCAUAUUGUGCAUUUUAAUUAAAUCAAGAUGGCUAAUGAAAUUAACUUUCUCCCCUGUUCUUGCUAGUUGGAAAUGAUUUAAAUGUUUCUCCUUGGAGUUGUAUUGAAGUAAAUUACCAUAGGCAUCAAGAUGGACACAUCACAUGUUCAAAUGAAUUUAUAUUCAGUUACUAUUUAUCACAUAGCAUUCAAAAAAUUUUUUACACUGUUAUAUUGGACACAGGGACUCUGAGAUAUUAUCACAUCUUAUUUAAAUAAAAACUUGACAGUAGCUGGGUUACUAAAUUAUAAAACUGAAACUUGAAUUAUGUCUUUCCUGUAUCCCUUAAUAAGAUUGGAGACCACUGCAGUUUAGGAUAAUAUAAUAAUAAAACAUUUUAAUCAGUACUAAAACUUUAAUUAAACCGGUAAUGAUGCAUGCCUGUUGUAGCUGACAGCAUGGGUCAGGUCAGUACAUCCUUCAGCGAGUGCCUUACUCUAAUUGAAACCAAGCACAUGUAAGGUACAAUGUUAGACUAUGUGGUUUUGUUUUUUAAAUCCUUUGUUACCUUUUCAGAUGUGUUUAAAUUUAUUUUUAGUAUUUCUGUAUGUAUUAAUCUGAGCCUUUGGGUAUUUGGAGUUUCAGUAUACAGGAAACAUGUACUUAAGUUUUUAUGCUUAUCAUUACUGCAUCAAUGGCAUGCAGUAAUUUUUUUUUUUUCAUAGUUUGGGUGCCAUUGUUGCUGAAACACCUAGUGUUCAGUGUUUAGUGAAAAAUAUGAAGUGCCAAAAAAAAAUCUUACAAGACAGAAUAUAUACAUACACUCUUUCCAAGACACUGUGACCGUGUACAGUAGGAAGUUUUUAUUUCCUGAUGACCAAAUCUCUCAACAAAUCAUAUUAAAUAUUUUUAGCACUCACGUAUUCUCUUGUAUGGUCUUCUCAUUGGAGUACACAGGAGAAAAGGAGGGAAAGCAUCUGACUUCUGGCUCUGGUUUCCAGCUCUCUGCUAAGCGGAAGCAAGAGACCUGUGGCUUAAGUGCCCCACCACACAGACUUGUGUGGCUGUGUUAAUAUUUGAUAAUUGCCUCCAGUUAUGGCUGUUUUUUAUCAGUAGAAAAACUACUUGAUUUAGCUUCUGAGUUAGCAGUCAGCAGAACCUCUAAGUACAAUAGAAGUGCUCUUAACUGACUGUACUUAUAUGACUCCCCAGACCCCUAAAGUCUGCAUCUCUCUUGUAAGCUGCCUGCCCCAGCACAGCUGGGAGGCUACUCUCCGGUGUUCUCAACACUUGUUUCAUCCCUUGAAUUGUAUGCCCAUAUGAGACUUCUCCAUGCUAGUUCUACUUAUUUUAAGUACACAACUCAAUUAACUAUUUACAUAAACCUAAGAAAUAUGGGUAUAAAAAGGAAGAGUUAUUUCUGCAAAAAUUAAGUGGAGUGCUUUGGUAAGAUAAAAGUUCAGUUGCUAAUAAAAGUUGCUUUUAAA
This is a messenger RNA of Galeopterus variegatus (Sunda flying lemur), 4884 nucleotides long. RefSeq names its product dpy-19-like 3 (C. elegans) (gene DPY19L3). The record is from RefSeq and is a predicted model, not a curated record. Gene Ontology annotation, cellular component: nuclear inner membrane. NCBI's taxonomy places the organism in Eukaryota, Metazoa, Chordata, Mammalia, Dermoptera, Cynocephalidae. The transcript has 19 exons. The coding region runs from base 124 to 2268 and encodes 714 amino acids. Gene Ontology annotation, molecular function: mannosyltransferase activity.